Messenger RNA from Thunnus maccoyii (southern bluefin tuna), 770 nucleotides. Its product is annotated as perforin-1-like. NCBI's taxonomy places the organism in Eukaryota, Metazoa, Chordata, Actinopteri, Scombriformes, Scombridae. The transcript is spliced from 2 exons. The coding region runs from base 111 to 497 and encodes 128 amino acids. The record is from RefSeq and is a predicted model, not a curated record.
CAGAAUUUUUGUCAGGAUGACCAAGUGGUAGAUUGGCUAAAAGGAAUGAUGCCCCUUCCCACUUGUGGAUUGUCUGCAAAAUGUCUGUUAGAUAAGGCCUGCUGUGAAACAUGGCCUCCAGUCUUUCCCUCCUCCUGCUGGUCCUGUGUGGUUUAACUGUGGCUGAAGCUCAGCUGAAGGUGUUUAACCUGCGGGCUAGUGGUCUUCCCUCUGACAUAUUUGGAGUCACAGACGGCUACGUCAAGGUGUUUUGUGGCUCAGCCACUCUGGGCAUGACAUCCAUCCGUCACAACAAUGCCAACCCCUGGUGGGAUGAAGAGUUUUCCUACUACGAGGCCCAGCAGAAUUAUGUGCUCAGGCUCGAGGUUUAUGACCACGACAUGGUCUUUGAUGACCUGCUGGGAGUCUGCCAGAGGCAGAUCAAGCAGGGAACCCAUGAGCACGAGUGUGUCCUGGAGGAAGGCGGCAGCCUCCAUUAUGCCUAUACCCUUGCUUGAAUACAUCCAAUAAGCACUUAUAGAUGUAUCUGACAUUUGGCCUUUAACAUGCAGCUUGAAUCUCCCUCAGACUGGUUCUGAAGAAUCUUGUAUGAUUUCUAAGAGACUAUCUGUGAGUGUUUAUUUGUUGUGUGUCCCCAGUGAUUCACCAUUUAAGAUCUGUGUACACAAAUAGUCAAACUCACCAAGAUCAAAACUGUCUGUUUUAAUCAAUGAACCUUAUUCUGGUGCCUUUGUCACAUGGCUAUUUGCCCCUGUUUCCAAAAGAAAUAA